Ixodes scapularis (black-legged tick) is the source of this 1218-nucleotide messenger RNA. RefSeq names its product zinc finger protein 717. Gene Ontology annotation, biological process: negative regulation of transcription by RNA polymerase II. The coding region runs from base 124 to 1218 and encodes 364 amino acids. Lineage: Eukaryota; Metazoa; Arthropoda; Arachnida; Ixodida; Ixodidae. The record is from RefSeq and is a predicted model, not a curated record. Gene Ontology annotation, molecular function: DNA-binding transcription repressor activity, RNA polymerase II-specific. The transcript has 3 exons.
GAAGUUCCGCCGGUUCCGCCAUUGCUUGUUUAUGUUUACCUCGACCACCACGACGUUAGUUUACCAGGGUUUACCUUCAAUGCUACCUUCAAGAACGAGGUUGAAAGGGCCCAGGACUGAACCAUGGUAGUGCGGUGCUGCAUCCCUUCCCGCAGAAGGAGAACCCGAAGAGGCAUCCGGGUGCGGGAAACAGGGGUGUCAUUUCACCAGUUUCCCUCAGACUCGAAGCUCUUUCAAGAGUGGAUUAAGGCACUAAAUUGUGAAGGAUUUACACCUAAUUUUGAUUGCCACAGAGUCUGCUCGGAUCACUUCAAGCAGACAGACUACAUUGAUGGCAAAAGACAUAGGUGCCUAAAAAGAGCUGCAGUCCCGAGUAUCUUCAACAGAUCUUCAGAGGACUCGCCACCAAACGAAGCAUCGUGCUCAGAUCAUCCAGAGCUUCGAAAGGAAAGAGGUAAUGGAGGAGCACCUCUGGAGGAGACAACCUGCCAAUUGGUAACUGCCAGCGACAUCCAAUUUAGCUGUAGUUUCUGCAACUAUGUCACUAGAGAACAGCGUGGAAUUGUGAGCCACCUAAUUGCUAAUGCUAACGAGCAACACUUCAACAUCCAGCAGUGCCCGAAGUCAUUUUCUACAAAACGGGACUGCAGCAUUUGCACUAAGGGUGACAUCGGUGAGAGGGCUUUGGAGGACCAGUUGCAUCCAGCAGCCAUUUGCACUAAGGGCGACAUCGGUGAGAGGGCUUUGGAGGACCAGUUGCAUCCAGCAGCAUCCUAUGGAAAUGGUGACCUGUGCCGUCAUGAGCAAGCGGAUAGUCGGGAAAAGUCUUAUCUGUGCCAACCCUCUACCUUAUCACGCGGUUCCCAAGCGCCCAUGACACUUAAGGAGCGGUUUAAGAAACUGUUUCAGUGCCCCAGCUGUUCAAAGACCUUUCUUAGGAAGCAAACUCUUGCAGUUCACAAUCGGACACACACAGGAGAGAGACCUUACAACUGCCCAUACUGUCCCAAUACCUUUGCUCACAGUUCAAAUUUAAAAGUUCACGUGAGGACACACACUGGUGAAAAACCUUACAAGUGCGAGCAGUGUAAUAAGACUUUUAUUAGCAGUUCCAGUUUGACCCAUCACGCUAGCAUACACAAAAUCAAAGCCUCUCAAGUGUCAGCUUUGUCCCAGGACGCUUGCUCUGAAAAUUCACAUGGGGAUGCUCACUGGUAA